Molecule: messenger RNA, 1479 nt
Organism: Synchiropus splendidus (mandarinfish)
Lineage: Eukaryota; Metazoa; Chordata; Actinopteri; Syngnathiformes; Callionymidae
Product: alpha-soluble NSF attachment protein-like
Exons: 11
Coding region: 149-1036 (295 amino acids)
Biological process (GO): intracellular protein transport; SNARE complex disassembly; synaptic transmission, glutamatergic
Cellular component (GO): synaptobrevin 2-SNAP-25-syntaxin-1a complex; terminal bouton; vacuolar membrane
Molecular function (GO): soluble NSF attachment protein activity; syntaxin binding
Source: RefSeq, a predicted model, not a curated record
GUCGGCGAGAGUAUUUUCCAAAUCGUCCCUGAACGCAACCCUUUGUCACGUGACUCUGUUGACAGAUGACGUAUCCGUCAGCGAUGUGACGAACCGCUGCUGCAUCUGCACGAAAAGUUUCUGUCCGUCCACCUGCCUCGCCUCGAAAAUGGACCACAGUGGGAAGGAACAAGAAGCGGAGGCUUUGAAAAGGGAGGCGGACAAAAAGGCCAGCUCCGUCGGCGCGCUUGUUGGGCGGAUGUUCGGCGGAUCCUCCAAACCAGAAGAGGCCUGCGAUCUCUACAUCAAAGCAGCCAACAUGUUCAAGAUGACCAAGAACUGGACGGAGGCGGGGAAAUGUUUCUCCAAAGCCGGUCGGAUUCACCAACAGUCCGGGCGGCAGCACGAGGCUGCCAAUGACUUCAUCAACGCCGGGAACGCCUACAAGAAAGUGGAUCCAAAAAAGGCAGUCGAGCUGGUGACCAAAGCCAUCCACAUCUACACUGACAUGGGUCGCUUCACCACCGCAGCCAAACAUCACAUGACUCUCGGUGAAAUAUGUGAGACGCAGCUGGACGAUGUGACUCAGGCCGUCGUCCAUUACCAGCAGGCGGCAGAUUACUACAAAGGAGAAGAAUCCACGAGCUCUGCCAACAAUUGCCUUCUAAAAGUGGCGGCUCACGUGGCACUGCAGUAUCAGUACCAGAGAGCCGUGCAGAUCUACGAGCAGAUCGGCACCUACUGCAUGGACAGCCCGCUGCUCAAGUACAGUGCCAAAGACCACUUCUUCAAGGCGGCGCUGUGCCACUUCUGCAUCGACAUGCUCAACGCCAAACUCGCUGUGCAGCGAUACCAAGAAAUGUUUCCAGCUUUCUCCGACUGCAGAGAGUGUAAAUUGUUGAAGAAACUUCUGGAAGCUAGUGAAGAAGGAGACGUGGACGCGUUCACUAAUGCGGUCAAACAGUUCGAGUCCAUCACUCGGCUGGAACCCUGGGCCUCCAGCCUGCUGCUGCGGGUGAAAGACACCAUCAGACACCAAGAAAUCGACCUCCGCUGACCGUCAUUGACCCUCCGAACUGGACCAAAUAUUUUUACCUCCUUUAUCUUUUUCUACUGACAACAACUCCAGGUGUAAACUCAGAUUAUUUUUCUUAUCCCAGUUCGGCCCUCUGAGAGUGUAGCCGUGAUGUCAACCACCUUUAAGCCGUACUGUUUGUGUGGGAGGAAAGAGCCCUGCAUGCUUGGGGAGUUUCUGUUAAAAGCUUUCAUCCAAUUUGACCCAUUUGUUUUUUUACAUCUCCGAAAACGUUUGCCAAGAGCGUUCGUGGAACACCUCAGCCUUCUUCUAACUUGUGUGUCACCAGCUAUAACAUUAUGAACGCCUGUCCGUGGCUGUUGUGAUGAAACACAUUGACAAGCUCCCUGUGGAACAACGGUUCUGACCACUGCAGGAGUAACACUUGCUGUGUUUUGUUUUGCAUCUUGAAAUAAAAAUGACUU